AUGUGUUACUUGGCCGCCGCCGCCGCGUUCCUGCUCCUGGCGCUCAGCCCCUCCGCCCUGGCAGAGCCGGUGCGCUUCAAGGACUGCGGUUCCGGGGUUGGAGUUAUAAAGGAAGUGAAUGUGAUCCCAUGCCCCGUUCAGCCCUGCCAUCUGCAGAAAGGACAUUCUUAUGCGGUCAAUGUCACCUUCACCAGUAGUACUCAGUCUCAAGGGAGCAAAGCCGUGGUACAUGGCAUCGUGAUGGGCGUCCCCAUUGCCUUUGCCAUUCCUGAGCCUGACGGUUGUAAGAGUGGAGUCACCUGCCCCAUCGAAAAAAACAAGACUUACAACUACAUGGCCAAACUGCCAGUGAAGAGUGCGUACCCCUCAAUAAAACUGGUGGUGAAGUGGGAACUUCGGGAUGACAAAGACGAGAGUCUCUUCUGCUGGGAAAUCCCAGUACAGCUUGAAAACUAG
Molecule: messenger RNA, 456 nt
Organism: Pipistrellus nathusii (Nathusius's pipistrelle)
Lineage: Eukaryota; Metazoa; Chordata; Mammalia; Chiroptera; Vespertilionidae
Source: the annotation of a GenBank genome assembly